Molecule: messenger RNA, 1890 nt
Organism: Aedes albopictus (Asian tiger mosquito)
Lineage: Eukaryota; Metazoa; Arthropoda; Insecta; Diptera; Culicidae
Product: beta-catenin-like protein 1
Exons: 4
Coding region: 130-1833 (567 amino acids)
Cellular component (GO): spliceosomal complex
Source: RefSeq, a predicted model, not a curated record
AUAAUGUGUAGUUUUCCGGGUUGCCUGUCUGUUUGCCUAAUGUCAAAACAAUUUUGUUUACAUCCUUCGUUGUGCGUGCUGUGCAGUUCGAUUAAGAUAAAAAAGUAUUUUUUCACGAUUUCCUAAAUCAUGGAUAUAGGAGAGCUUCUUUCAUUUAAACCAGAGCAAACACCGAAGCGACCGUCCGAUUUUGAUGAAGAUGACGACGAAGAUUCAUCGGAUCCUAGACCGGUCGCCAGAGCAGAACCGCCACCAAAAGUGAGACGAGAUGGCGCAGCAUCAAAUGUACGGGCAGCAAAUCCGCAAGUGGCCCAAAAAGAACCCCAAAUCAGUGAGCAAGAACGGCUUGACAUUCUCAAGUACGUUGAAUCGGAGGAAGCCGAAGGGGAAGUAUUGGACGAGGCCAGCCUGAAAAAGAUUCUGCUGCUGUUCGAAAAACGAGUGCUGAAAAAUCAAGAGAUGCGAAUUAAGUUUCCCGAAAACCCGGAAAAAUUUAUGGAAAGUGAAAUCGAGUUGAAUGAUGUGCUGCAAGAGCUUCAUUCGGUGGCCACGGUUCCGGACUUGUAUCCACUGCUAGUCGAAUUGAAUGGCGUUUCUAGCUUAUUGGAACUGUUAUCACACCAGAACACAGACAUAAGUGUCGCAGUUGUUGAUUUGAUCCAAGAAUUAACGGAUGUCGAUAUUUUACACGAAAGUCUGGAUGGUGCCGAAACCCUUAUCGAGGCAUUGAGGAAUCAGCAGGCUGCCGGUCUACUGGUUCAAAACUUGGAAAGAUUGGAUGAGACAGUUAAAGAGGAAGCAGAUGGUGUGCAUAACACGUUGGCCAUUUUUGAGAAUUUGAUGGAGAUCAAAUCUGAAAUCGCCAAGGAAAUAGCCGAACAGGGUUUGAUGCAGUGGAUCUUGAAACGGCUGCGAAUGAAGAUGCCGUUCGAUGCCAACAAGCUCUAUUGCAGCGAAAUCUUAUCUAUUCUACUACAGGAUACCAACGAAAACAGAAUUCUGCUGGGCAAUUUGGAUGGAAUUGAUGUUCUUCUACAGCAAUUGGCAGCCUACAAAAGACAUGAUCCGUCUUCUACUGAAGAACAAGAGUUCAUGGAAAAUCUGUUCAACAGUCUAUGCUCCGCCCUGAUGGCAUCCGAAAACCGUGACAAAUUUCUUAAAGGCGAAGGACUUCAAUUGAUGAACCUGAUGCUGCGUGAAAAGAAGCUCUCGCGUAACGGAUCGCUCAAAGUGCUUGAUCAUGCCAUGUCCGGACCAGAUGGUCGCGACAAUUGCAACAAGUUCGUAGACAUCCUUGGCUUGCGAACUAUUUUCCCACUCUUCAUGAAGACGCCAAAACGCAAUAAGAAACGACUUUUGAGCACUGACGAACACGAAGAACACGUGGUGUCUAUUGUAGCAUCAAUGUUACGCAAUUGCAAAGGCGGACAAAGACAGCGGAUGCUGACAAAAUUCACCGAAAACAAUUUCGAAAAGGUUGAAAGGCUGAUGGAACUUCAUUUCAAGUACCUGGAUAAGGUCGAAAUUGUGGACCGCGAGAUUGAUCAACAAGUUAAUGCUGGUGAAAUUGACGAAGACGAGGAUGCCAUCUACGUGAAACGACUAUCAGGAGGGCUGUUCACUCUACAGCUAAUUGAUUACAUCAUACUAGAGGUAAGUUCAACCGAUGUGGUGAAACAACGCAUUCUUCAGAUUUUGAACUUGAGAAACGCUUCAAUGAAAACUAUUCGGCACGUUAUGCGCGAAUAUGCUGGUAAUCUGGGCGAUGCCGGUGAUUCCGACUGGCGAGAGCAAGAGCAGGCUUAUAUCAUUCAGUUGGUUGAUCGUUUUUAAGCACAAUUUAAUAAUCGUUGCAUUAAAUAUAUGUCUGAGGUAAGUGAGAGUAUCAUA